CCCAUUUCAGAUCCUCCUGUUUCAUACUAGUCAUUACAUUUCAUUAGGAAAUAAAUAUUGCCCGGGGACCAUAAUAGAGAAUGACCAGGACCUACGUGCGUCACUGCUAGUGCGCAUCCCCGCCUUCAACUACGUAUUUGUCGCCCUCCCUGCUUAAUAACGUCGGACGGGUACUUCCUAGCUCCUAGUCAAACUCAGCCACUCUAUUUACCACUGUCUCCUGUGUUUUGAAGACUCGGGGAUUGUACAGCUAUGCGCCGCACAAUAUAAUCUGCCACUGUUUAGUGCAGCUUUGCACGCGCUUGUGUUUACAGCAUCUCACGAGCAGCGCGUGGGGAUCGAUUCAGUGCUAGAGCCCUUUCGCUUUCAAACAUGGCAAGCGACGCGCUCCACAGAUUCGUUUGCCUUUGUCGAUACCUACAGGACCCCUGCCAUGUCGCCAGAUUUCAGCAGCUCUGCGGCGUCCGCGGGACGUUUCCUAAAAAACCAGCCGAAGCUGGAGAGCGUGACGAGGAGCUUGGGGUCAACGGUGCUUGCGUGGGGCAAUGCCAGGGAGACCGCGCGGCUAGUGGGGAUUCAGCACACGGACUUCCGGGCCGAAGGCUGAGAAAAAGUUUAAAUGCUGCUGGAAAUGUUGAACAGGACGAGUGUUCCGCUGCUUUUCUCAACGGACCGUCGGGGCGAGACACAGAGAGGGACUCCAAAGGGACAGUGAAGCCUUUACGCAGGAACUCGUUGACUGGUGAUGUUGGCCAGGAGUUCAUCAUCGAGAACAAGUUUCUUUUCUCUCUCUUCACAGUCGGUACCGAGCUGGGCAAUGAGAUGUUCUUCAUCGUGUUCUUCCCCUUCUUGAUGUGGAACGUAGACCCUUAUGUGAGCCGGCAGCUGAUCGUGGUGUGGGCCUGGGUGCUGUUCCUCGGCCAGUCCACGAAAGAUCUGGUCCGGUGGACCCGUCCUGCCUCUCCUCCUGUGGUCAAAGUGGAGGUGUUCUACAACACGGAGUACAGCAUGCCCUCCACACACGCCAUGUCCGGCACCGCGCUGCCCUUCUGUCUGUUCCUGCUCACAUGCAGCCGGUGGCAGUACCCAUUCAUGUUUGGAUUGAGCAUCGCUCUGUUCUGGAGUGUCCUCGUGUGCAUCAGCAGGAUUUACAUGGGCAUGCACUCUGUCCUGGAGGUGAUCACAGGCUUCCUCUACAGUGUGCUCAUCCUGGUGGUCCUUCAGCCCAUGCUGCAUGACAUCGACACGUUCUACCUGUCCCACGGCUAUGCCCCUCUGGUCAUCCUGCUUCUGCAUGUUGGUUUCAGCUUGGUGGCCUUCUCGCUGGACUCAUGGAGCACCUCCCGUGGCGACACGGCCCAAGCGUUAGCCACAGCUGCUGGAGCCGCGUUGGCAUCCCGCCUGAACCACCAACUGGGUCUGCAGCCAGAUCCCCCCGAAGAAGCUCUCCCACUCACUCUGCCCCUGAUCGACGGGGCCUUAUUGACCCGUUCCAUCAUGCGGCUCCUGGUAGGAGUGGCCGUGCUUCUAGCCGUCAGGGCUGCCAUGAAGGUGGUGGCGAUCCCACUGGCGUGCAAGAUCUUCGGCGUUCCUUCGGAUGACGUGCGGAAGGCUAGACAACACGCGCACGUGGAACUCUCGUACCGGUUUAUGGUCUACGGCACAGUGGCUUACUGCUGCGUUUUCCUGGUGCCACUUCUCUUUGGCUUUCUUGGCCUAUCCUGAAGAAAAUCCCUCCGUUCAGUCUUGUUAUUAUCCGGUUUUUAUCCCAGCUUAACCUAUACAUGACCUGGACUAGUAAAGGUCCACAGUUGUAGUCAAAACAAACUUGGAGAAGUCUUUUGGUUGCAAACACAUGUUCAUGAUUUUGAUCAUUUCACCAGCUCUAUUUCCAUGCUAAUUUAUUUCACUUGUUUUGUUUACAGAGUUUAUCAAACGGAUACAUUUGAACAGGGUUUUUGGCACAUUUGCUGCCAACGGUGGGUAAUCGGACAGCUUGAAAGUGAGUGUGUGUGAUGUCAUGAUCUUCAGGACCUGUUCAAAGCUCAUGACUCUUGAACAGUGAUGUUUAUAGCCACACCCAAAAAGGUUUCAAAUGUUUCCUGCAUUUGUCUUCAGUGGUUUUCCCUCAGCAGACUGACAUCCACCCAUCCUGGACUCUUGUGUUUUCUCUCACUCAACAAUACGCAGGAUUGUUUCUCGCUGUACAGGCUUUUUGCCCUUCCCAUCUGUUUUCAUCCUUCUGAAGCAAACUGACCUGAGUGAACACCCUUGUCAGACAUUUGUAUCCUUGUCAUUGUUUUCUCUCAAGGGCUCGUUCUCAUAACAUUUUGUAAUUCUCUGUUCUUUCUAGGGCUUGUUUCUUCACUUGUGGGUCCAUUCCAGAUCAGUGCUGUGGCCCUAAUGGUUCAUUCAGUGGUUCAGGAAAGACACUCCAAUAUCUGAGAGGUGUAGACAGUUGUUCUUAUCUAAAAACAGGUUGAGCUCACGCCUCACAAUAAGCGGUAAUGCAUUGAGAGCAUGAGGGGAGGGAACUUCCUGUCAGUAUGAAUGCUGUAUACAGGAACUUCCAGUAGAUGUGUUGCUCUGAAACCCAAGCUAGGAAAAGACCAAUCUGAAUAUGAAUGCAGCAUAUCUUUAACAUUGUCUUUGUCAAUGUAUUAUUUAUAAAUGUCAGAUAUGCGUUUAAAAAUUACUACAGGGAGUAAGAUUUAUGCAGUGAGCAAAUAGCUCAGUACUCGGAGCAAAUCAGUUUUAAUUAAAAUAAUUACUAGUGGAUUUUUGUAAUAUUUCUGUUAGUGUUUCUGAUUUCCUUUCUAGUUCUUCUUAAAGGGAUAGUUCACCCAAAAAUCUAAAUUCAUAAUUUACUCACCUUCAUGUUUCAAACCUGUUUGUCAAAAAAAAGAAACCCAUUGACUUUGUUGAAACUUUUUUAUAAUCUUCUUUUGUGUAUCACAGAAUAAAUUCACAGGUUUGGAAUGACAUGAAGGUGAGUAAAUGAUGACAGAUUUUUUUAUUUUUGAGUGCACGGUCUCUUUUAGUAACAGGAGGCUAAAUUGAGAUGUUAAAAUUCAGAGCCGUGGAGUGCAGACUGUGCUGCAGGUGUUCUGCAUGUCUCUCCAUUCGACUACGUUAAGACAUCCAUGUUAUCCCGUACUGUCAGCAGUUUGGAGGAGAUGCACUGAAAUCCUCUUUCUCCAGGAACGCACUCAGUGUGGCUUCAUUUCAUAGAAUGACUGAGCAUCCUUGCUUUGUCCACUUUUCUGAAUUCACUGCAGUUUUAUCUAUUUAAAUAUCAUUAUGGGCAUGACAACAUGGCCAAAGUAAAUCCAACAUGUGUUUUCUGAUUGUAAGAAAUUAUCAGUAUUAACUUAGGUAGUUGAUAUGUUGUCUGUCAUUGAACUAGUAUUCUGUUCUUGCAGUGUAUUUUGUUAGUGUGUUCAGUUUCACAAGGAAAUGUUGUAAAGCCAGUAACAGAAGACAGAUCUCUGAUAUACAUUCAUUCCUCACUGCUCAGAAACCCCAGUGUCUUGCAUCCUUAUUUCUUCAGCGCAACUUUAUCCUCCAACUAGGCACAAGACACCACAGCUGUCUUUCUGUAAACAGUUUUGAUGGUGCAAAUGAUAUAGAAAAUAUUGUCACACAUCCACAACGUUUAUUUGCAAAAACUCAUUGUUGGUUAUGUAAUUGACUUCUUUACAGUUGUGCAUAUAUUCAAUAGUGAUCAGUUGUGCAAAUAGUAAAUGUACCAUAACUGAAUGAUGAGUUGUUUUAUUUUACAGUGCACUGAGCUAAAGUGGAUAUCAUAUCACAGAUGGCUGGAUGGUGUUUUAGGGUUUCCUGCAAGGAAAUGCAUUAUGAAUGAAGCUUGUACACCUUACCAGUGCUGAGCUUUGAGCCAUUCACGGUCAUCUAAACGCACACGUACUGUAUCUGUAAUCUAUGGCUCCUCGUCUGCAAUUUUUCUGUUCUCAUAAUUAACGUGAAUAAAAAAAAAAAACAGUA
Sinocyclocheilus grahami is the source of this 4005-nucleotide messenger RNA. RefSeq names its product sphingosine-1-phosphate phosphatase 1-like. Gene Ontology annotation, cellular component: endoplasmic reticulum membrane. The transcript has 3 exons. NCBI's taxonomy places the organism in Eukaryota, Metazoa, Chordata, Actinopteri, Cypriniformes, Cyprinidae. The record is from RefSeq and is a predicted model, not a curated record. Bases 373 to 1725 code for a protein of 450 amino acids. Gene Ontology annotation, biological process: sphingosine metabolic process. Gene Ontology annotation, molecular function: sphingosine-1-phosphate phosphatase activity.